AAAUGGCUCUGUUGUCCGCAGUAAGUGACGCAUUUCACACGCGACUCUCAAUGUGGAAUGGAUCGGAAUGGAUUGUACAGAUGAUGCUAAAUGCGCUGCACAUUUAGAGGGUCAAAUAGCGAAUAAUGAUGUCUUAAAGAAAACGUAAUUUGAUUCUUCGAGCGUUGCACGCGGUGACUGUUAGACCUUUUCCAGACAUUAGUUCAUCCCAGUUUGAAGUUUCAGUGUGGCAACGAGGCAGAAACGAUGCUCCAAACACAGAGCCACCAGUGCAAAGCAAAAUACCUCAAGAGGAAAAAGGGAUCCAUGUCAUCAAUCAAGGGAGUUUUUCAUCUCACCACGCGAGCCAAGAGACGCUUGUACUGUAAAUUACAGCUAUGGAUGUGGAGGAAGCGGAGAGAGAAAUGCCGUUUUGCCAUAUUUAGAGCAAAGAAAAGAGCAUGUGGGGCCAGCCCCGGCUCCUGCCUCGGUGUAAAGACACACUCACUGAAAAACAAAAGCAAAAUUGUGUCACCUCUGGGAUGUGAUGCCGGAGGUUCAGAAGACAAGCCGGGAAUGCAGAAUUACCUGCGGACGCUGCGUCAGUCUGUCAGUCCAUCAGAAACAUUUGUUGGUUCCAGUUCCUCGCAGAUCCUGGUCACAGACACAGGAGUUAGUGAAAUUAUGGACCCUGUAAAACUUUCUCGCACUGUCAGACCUCUGCUGAGGACAGACUGUGAUGAAUGUUUUAAAGAACCAAGGACACUGGUACUAGCUCAGAGUGUUGACGGCCCAUCGGGACAGUUGACCGCUGUCCCUCCCGGUCGGGACCAGGCUGUGAACACUGAUACAGAUGAGACAGUCAUCAGUGAAAAGCCAGCGUCCUCUCAAACUUCCUGCCUUAAAGUACUGACAAAGGACAUCCAUGAAUUUCUUGAUGACUUCUACAGAAAGUAUGGAAGUUUCAUCCCACUCCAGAAAAGUGAUGUGCUGAGACACCUGAAGAUGAGGUUUAACGUUGAUUUCAAUGACAGGAAGAACGUUAUCUUCCCAGAAGUUACCGAGUACCGAACUGCGCUCAUUCAGAAACCUGCUCCCUCCUUCCAGGUGGUCUACAAGAAACACACACUGACCCUGGACGACCUGGCCACACUGGCAGAUCAGAACUGGCUCAACGACCAGGUCAUGAACAUGUAUGGAGAGCUGAUAAUGGAAUCUGCCUGUCACAAGGUCCAUUUUCUCAACAGCUUCUUCCACAGGCAGCUCAUGACUAAAGGAUAUGAUGGUGUUAAGAGAUGGACAAAGCGGGUGGAUUUGUUUUCUAAGAGUCUGCUUUUGGUGCCCAUCCACCUGGAGGUUCACUGGUGUCUGGUGUCAGCUGACAAUGUCAAAAAGAAGAUCUGCCUGUACGACUCUCAAGGGAACGCUCUCCAGAAGGUUGCAAGGAACAUCCUGAAAUACUUGAUGACAGAAGCAAAGGAGAAGAAUCAAACAGCUUUUGAAAAUGGUUGGGCUGUGUCAUUUGAUGAGAAAAUCCCACAACAGACCAACGAAAAUGACUGUGGAGUUUUUGUCUUGGAGUAUUCUCGAUGCCUUGCCCUGGGAAAACCUCUGCAGUUUUCACAGAAGGACAUACCAAAGAUUCGCAAGAGGAUCUACAAAGAGCUCUGUGACUGUAAGCUCCAUGAACAGGGCUGACCAGUGUCUUCUUUGUGUGUGUGAAUGUACUGCUGGCAUUAUGUGCAGCUUCUGAUUAGGGAAGGAAAUGAGCAGUCCACUCUGGUCUCUGUGUCGGGUUUCAUUAGCAGUUCUGUGACAAUGUUACAACACUAUGAGUGCAUAUGGCUGAUCUCUGCAGGUGCGCGUCAGUUGUACAUCAGGUGCACCGUUGAUAUUUUUAUUUAUACGAUCGAUAUUUAUUCAGGCAUGUUAUUUAAGAAAAUGUCAGACGUUGACUUUGAGUUUACACAUCUGCAGCGCACCAACAGAGCCUUACUUGUCUGGACUGCCUGUCGAAAUGGAUGUAAUGUGUCAAGGUCUUCAUCUGUGUGUCACUCAUUUUCUGUUAAGAUAUAUACACACCUUAUUUGCACAUUUCAUGUGUUUCAUUUUGCGUCGUUUGACAUUUGUUUGCAUCAUAGUUUACAUGCUAGUACCAUAUGAAUUAAAACUGUGUAUAUUUUGUUUGUUAAGAAAAUUAAGUUGUGCGAACUGAAAUUGGUGUCCAGGUUAUUACUUAUGUUUGUUGCAUUAUAGAGAUAUGUUUGUAAAGUUUUAAAUAAAAGCAGUUUCCAAACA
This is a messenger RNA of Scatophagus argus, 2277 nucleotides long. RefSeq names its product sentrin-specific protease 5-like. Lineage: Eukaryota; Metazoa; Chordata; Actinopteri; Scatophagidae. Gene Ontology annotation, cellular component: nucleus. The transcript has 10 exons. Gene Ontology annotation, biological process: protein desumoylation. Gene Ontology annotation, molecular function: deSUMOylase activity. The coding region runs from base 247 to 1677 and encodes 476 amino acids. The record is from RefSeq and is a predicted model, not a curated record.